GUUACGCCAUUUUUAUUCCAUUGACAGAUAUCUUCAUCGCUCUGGCGACUCAAAUACUAUAAUGUUUGAUACGCUGUAAUUUUUAAGCCAUAACUAGGUGCAUAUUCCUUAUUUAGGGUUUUUCGGCGAGCUGUGGUUUCUGGCUUGUAUUCAGUGAGCAAUGGGUGAAAGUGGGAAGCGUCAUCGUUCAUAUCGGGAUGACGCAGACGGAAGGAACCAGAAGAGGAGAACUGAUAAGGAUAGGGAGAGAGAUGAAAGGGGAAACGAUGAAGUGGUAGUGUACAGAAUUUUGUGUCCGGAUACUGUUAUUGGGAGUGUGAUUGGAAAGAGUGGAAAAGUGAUUAAUUCCAUUAGGCAAGACUCAAGGGCAAAGGUAAAAGUGGUGGACCCAUUUCCAGGUUGUAGAGACAGAGUUAUUACUAUCUAUUGCUAUGUAAGGGAAAGGGAGGAGCUCGAGGCGGAUGAUGAAUUCAAUGAUAACCGACCUCUUUGUCCCGCACAAGAUGCCCUUCUCAGGGUGCAUGGCGCGAUUGCAAAUGCUGUAGCUGCACUUGGAGAUUCGGACACGAGGAGGAGAGACAAAGAGAGGGAGGAAUGUCAGCUUCUAGUUCCAUCUAGCCAGUCCGCUAAUAUUAUUGGGAAAUCUGGUGCAACCAUUAAGAAAUUGAGGAACAAGACAAGGACACACAUCAAGGUUAAUGCUAAGGAUGCUGGUGAUCCAUCUCAUUCUUGUGCGCUGGAGUUUGACAAUUUUGUUAUGAUAUCUGGUGAGCCCGAGGCGGUCAAGAAAGCACUUUUUGCCAUUUCUGCGAUUAUGUACAAGUUUACAGCAAAGGAGAACAUUCCUCUUGACACUUCUGUCCCCGAAGCACCUCCAAGCUUCAUUAUUCCAUCAGAUGUUCCAAUGUAUCCUGCUACUGGACUUUAUUCAAGUGUAGAACCCAUUAACCAUGCUAGACCAAUGCCUUCUACCUUACGUCCUUCACACGCACACGAUAUCCCAGGCUAUGCUGAUGCCCGGGGAACUUGGCCAAUAUAUUCAUCUGCUCUUCCAAUGGUGUCUGGUUAUGGUGGUGCGUCGCAUUCUGAGGAACUAACCAUAAAAGUGUUGUGCCCCUCUAACAAGAUUGGUCGCGUUAUUGGGAAGGGUGGAAGUUCUAUUAAAGGUAUAAGGCAAGAGAGUGGUGCUCGUAUUGAAGUUGAGGACCCCAAGGCCAACCAUAGUGAGUGUGUCAUCACUGUGAUCUCCUAUGAGUCAUCAGAAGAUUUGAAAUCCAUGGCAGUUGAAGCUGUUUUGUUGUUACAAGGAAAGAUAAAUAGUGAAGAUGGUGAUACUGUAACUAUGCGGCUCCUUGUUCCGUCAAAGGUUAUUGGCUGCAUCAUUGGAAAAAGUGGUUCUAUAAUCAAUGAAAUUCGGAGAAGAACUUUAGCAGAUAUACGAAUUUCUAAAGGCGAGAAGCCUAAUUUUAAUGGUGGAGAUGACGAACUUGUUGAGGUAUAUGGACAAGUUGGUAAUCUGAGAGAUGCACUUAUUCAGAUUGUUUUGAGGCUUCGAGAUGAUGUAUUAAAGGAUAGGGACGACAUGCACAAUGCAUCUACUGGUGUUGGGGCAUUAUAUGCUGGCGGUGCAUCUCUUCCAGUGUCAUCAGUUUUCCAUAGUGGACACUCUGGUGCUGCGUUAAGUUAUGACGAAAGAGCUGAAGCAGAGAGUGGUUUGCGAUUAUUUUCCCCUCGUGGAUAUGGAUAUGGGUCCUUAUCAGUUGAUACUAGCGUCCAAUUGGAAGAUUGUCAACAUUGUCAUGAGUUCAUGAUGGAGGACACUGGCUAUGGAUCCUUGCCUUCGCAUUCGACAUCACUAUAUUCAGGGUUGUCUCGGCCAUCUGUUUUGGAAAUGGUCAUCCCUGCACAUGCGAUAGGUAAAGUAAUUGGAAAAGGCGGCACAAAUAUUGAGAAUAUAUGCAAGAUAUCUGGAGCAGCUAUUGAUAUUCCAGAUUCCAAGUCUUCGCGAGGCGAUCGUGUGGCUAUAAUAUCUGGCACCUCCGAGGAAAAGCGUGCUGCUGAAAACUUGAUUCAAGCAUUCAUUAUGGCCACUUAAGGUUCAAGGACAGCUCCAUUCGUAUGAAGGUGAAACUAGUUCAUAUCUGGGGUUUGUGAACAAAGGUUACUUCUCUCAUCCUCCUUUAGGUUCCGUUCGUGGAGAUCAAUCUUCUUCUUAGGCUUCUGGUGGAUUCUCAUCUCCUCUAUAGGGAUUCUUAUGAAGAGGCUUCUAAAAGUUUUUCAUAUCUAUUUCUAAGUGGUAUCAACUCUAGUGGCUGCAUGAUAAGGAUAUAUUCGUUCGUCUGCAGCAGCAUCAUAUGAGAAUAGGAAAUUUCAUUCCUAUUCGUUUCAUUCAUCAGACUCUUCUUAAAAUCUUAUUUCCUGCAUGAUUGUCUCAUGAUUGGAUGUUGACUUGAUUUUCAAGAUCGUGACACAUAAUCUUAUGUAUCCCUUCCUUGCUUGCUGCUACUGCUUCUGUCUUAUUGUUGUGCCUCUAAUCAAUGUUCUCUUCCGCAUGUUCCUCUCCGUUCUCUUCAUGCUUUUAGUAAUAAGCUCAGAAUGACCUCUCUCCUAAUAAAAUGCACUGCUUCUGCUCUGGCAAGACAAUAUCUACAAUCAUAAGCUACAAAUUCCAAUAUGCCUGUUGUUGAAUAGCUUGCGUUGGUUUCCUCGUUGGCUAACUAAUCUGAUUCAAUAUUGUGUUGUUUCAUGUCCUCUAAAUCUCCACUCAAAUCCUCUAGAAGGUCCAUUGACAUGUUCUUUACAGGAAUAGAAAAUGUUACAAUAUGACAUUCGAUUACCCAUAAUCUUCAUUCGGAAGUUUAUUGUUUACCUUGUUUCAAUUAUAAUCAAUUGGACCCUUAGUACCAGACAGUAUUGUUCUAUUUUACAUCAGAUAUGGCCCAUACUACCUUCGUUUAAUUGUUUUACUGCCCUGCAUAGACUUAUACUGAACUGACAAACACGAAUAUUAAGAUCAGUCCUAGCUCAUUUAAUCAAGACAUUAGAGUAAUACUUUCUACUAUUAGUGAAUAAGAUUUUGUAUCCUAAAACUUACUUUCUUCCUAAUCUAUGUGUUGACGUUAUUAUUAUUAUUCACAUACUGUCCUCAUCCUUGUACACGAGAUCAAGUCUGUCUGGAAUUGAAAAGAUUCUUCUCCGUACCCCUUCUCUAUGGAAUGAUAUGAUGUCAGAUCUUGUUAUCUUCACCUUCAGAUUCUCGAUAGGCUUUAGAUCUGGCCGCACAGCUCAUUCUCGAUCUAGUCAGUGCAAGUGGUUUGCAUAGUUUCUAAUCUGCAUUUAUCUAACAUAUCUGCUUUGAAUAAUAGAGGUUAUGCUGUUUCUGAACCAGAAUAAUCCUUGAACCUAAAAGCUCUGCUGCAUAUGUGAGGUUUGACGUUAUGCUCGAGUUGGGACUUCGGUGCAAUUUAAUUCUUCUUUCAUAUUCCUCAACUUUGUUCUUAGUAAAACAGAGUAAGAGUUUCGUGAUCUGGUGAUUUCUUAAAUCUGCUUGAUUCUCACCCAUGGCUUAUCUGUGGUAUCUAUGGGCUGAUUGGUGGUCUGUCAGUUUGGUAUAGCAGAUUGAAUAGUUAUAUGCUAACAAGUCUAGUUCUUAAGUAUAGCAGGUUUACACAAAUUUGCAUUGCUUCUCACUUUUGAUGAAAUUUCAUCAGUUAAUUACACGGUUUCUUUAUGCCCUCGUUUCGUUUUCUUAACGUGACAUGAUCAUGUCUUAGUCUAUUACCGAUUAAGGUCUCCAUGCCUGUGAAAGCUAUGGCAGAUGGGUUACUCUAGUAGAUCUUGAGUUUCUUACCUGCCGAUGGCAUAAUCUUAGUCAUAGAUUUGGGUUAUGCCGGUUAUGGAAUAUGAGGGCAGAUGGGGACUUUUCAUUGUAUGUUUGAAGGUGUAAAUAUAUAUCCAGUUUAACACAACUCUUUUAGAUUUUGUGAAGCGUUUGAACCAGAUUGUUGUAAUAUUCUUGUAUCACAUGUAAAGAGGCAUGAAAUUUUCAUUAUAUAGGGAAGUUUGUGUACAUAUGUUAGCAGAUUUGUGUGUCAUUUGUGAAUUUACACUUCACACAUCAAAGUCCAGAA
Salvia splendens (bonfire salvia) is the source of this 4130-nucleotide messenger RNA. Its product is annotated as KH domain-containing protein At4g18375. Lineage: Eukaryota; Viridiplantae; Streptophyta; Magnoliopsida; Lamiales; Lamiaceae. The coding region runs from base 161 to 2095 and encodes 644 amino acids. The record is from RefSeq and is a predicted model, not a curated record. The transcript is spliced from 9 exons. Gene Ontology annotation, molecular function: RNA binding.